Humulus lupulus (European hop) is the source of this 495-nucleotide messenger RNA. RefSeq lists its product as uncharacterized. The transcript has a single exon. The record is from RefSeq and is a predicted model, not a curated record. NCBI's taxonomy places the organism in Eukaryota, Viridiplantae, Streptophyta, Magnoliopsida, Rosales, Cannabaceae. Bases 1 to 495 code for a protein of 164 amino acids.
AUGUCGUCAUUAGUUUUUAAGAAGUUGGGUCUUGGGGAGGUAAAACCUACCACCAUUAUUUUACAACUUAUUGAUAGUUCUUUUGCAUAUCCACGUGGAGUUAUAGAAGAUAUCUUAGUUAAAGUCAAUAAGUUUGUAUUUCCUGCUGACUUUGUGGUAUUGGAUAUGGAGGAGGACAAUGAGAUUCCAUUGAUUCUUGGUCGCCCUUUCUUAGCCAUUGGUGGAACACUUAUUGUUGUAGAAAUAGGUCAUUUAACCUUGCAAUUUAAUGAAGAGAAGGUUCAAUUUUAUAUUUACAAUGGUGCGAAUUGGCCAGUAACUAUGACUACUUGCAAAAGGAUUGAAUUAGUUUACCCUUUAGUGAGUGGAGAUCAAAAAGAUGAGAUGUGUGUAGAUCCUUUACAACAUGGUAGAGAGAAAAUUUCCUCAAAAGAGCAUUUACCAACUAUUAUGACUCAUUCCAAUGCAUACAAGGAGAAGACUAAAAAAGUGUGA